Messenger RNA from Molossus molossus (Pallas's mastiff bat), 1626 nucleotides. It is a transcript of the gene SLC38A8, whose product is annotated as solute carrier family 38 member 8. The record is from RefSeq and is a predicted model, not a curated record. Gene Ontology annotation, biological process: amino acid transmembrane transport. Bases 256 to 1572 code for a protein of 438 amino acids. The transcript is spliced from 11 exons. Gene Ontology annotation, molecular function: amino acid transmembrane transporter activity. Lineage: Eukaryota; Metazoa; Chordata; Mammalia; Chiroptera; Molossidae.
AGCUGCAAGUUCUAGGGACAGAUGGCCCUGACUUCAUGUCCCUGUUCCCCUACGUUUUGGGACAUGACCCAAACACAUGCUCUUUAGGGCUCCCUUAAUUCAUGACUCAAUCCUCAGCCCGGCAGAGCUAGAAUCUUCCCUCUUCUACCCCUCGGGGCCCAAGAAAUGCAUCUGAACCCCCUGGAGCGAGCCUGAGCCCCUGUCCCUUGUGGUGGCCAAGGACUGUCUCUCACCUUGAAGUUUGCACUUGGUGCCAUGGAGGGACAGACCCCUGGAAGCAGAGGCCUUUCGGAAAAGCCGGCGACCGCCAGCCCUGGUCUGUCCUCACUGGGUGCUGUGUUCAUCCUCCUGAAGUCUGCGCUGGGGGCCGGCCUGCUCAACUUCCCCUGGGCUUUCCACAGAGCUGGCGGGGUGGCCCCCGCCUUCCUGAUCGAGCUGGUCUCCUUGGUCUUCCUGAUCAGCGGGCUGGUCAUCCUGGGCUAUGCUGCCUCCGUCAGUGGCCAGGCCACCUACCAGGGCGUGGUUGGAGGGCUGUGCGGACCUGCCGUCGGGAGGCUGUGUGAGGCCUGCUUCAUCGUCAACCUGCUCAUGAUCUCCGUGGCCUUCCUCAGGGUGAUCGGGGACCAGCUGGAGAAGCUGUGUGACUCCCUGCUGCCCGGCGCUCUGCCGGCCCCGCCACCCUGGUACGCCGACCAGCGCUUCACCUUGACCCUGCUCUCCGUGCUGGUCAUCCUGCCCCUGUCGGCCCCGAAGGAGAUCGGGUUCCAGAAAUUCACGAGCAUCCUAGGCACCCUGGCCGCCUGCUACCUGGCCCUGGUCAUCAUGGUGCAGUACUACCUCGGGCCCCAGGGCCUCGCUCGGGAGCCCCGCCCUGCACUCAGCCCUCCCUCCUGGACCUCCGCAUUUAGUGUCUUCCCCACCAUCUGCUUCGGAUUUCAGUGUCAUGAAGCUGCUGUCUCCGUCUACUGCAGCAUGCGCCGCCAGAGCCUGUCCCACUGGGCCCUGGUCUCCGUGCUGUCCCUGCUGGCCUGCUGCCUCGUCUACUCGCUGACAGGCGUGUAUGGCUUCCUGACCUUCGGGACUGAAGUUUCUGCGGACAUCUUGAUGUCCUACCCGGGGGACGACGGGGUCAUCAUCGUCGCCCGAGUCCUCUUCGCCGUCUCCAUUGUGACCGUCUACCCCAUUGUGCUCUUCCUGGGGAGGUCGGUGAUGCAGGACUUCUGGAGGAGGAGCUGCUGCCAGGCGCGUGGGCCCAGGGCCCUGGCCGACCCCUCGGGGCUGGGGGUCCGGGUGCUGCUGACCAUCCUGUGGGUCGCCGUGACGCUCGCCAUGGCCCUGCUCCUGCCGGACCUCAGCGAGAUCAUCGGCAUCAUCGGUGGCAUCAGUUCCUUCUUCAUCUUCAUCUUCCCAGGUCUGUGCCUCAUCUGUGCCAUCGGCGCCGAACCGAUAGGACCACGAGUCAAGUGCUGCCUGGAGGUCUGGGGAGUGGUGUCCGUGCUCCUGGGCACCUUCAUCUUCGGGCAGAGCACCGUGGCAGCCGGCCUGGAGCUCGCGAGGGGCGGCCAGGCCUGAGCAGGAGGGGCACCUCCACAGCCACCCUGGUGCGGCUCCCUGGUCCAGCCGCGA